UUCCUUCCUCUGGCUGGGAGACCUUGAGGCAACCCUAGCGUCCUUCGUGGUCUACCUAUCUUCUAGAUUCGCGGAUCCCUUCGAUUUCUAAUCGAAGAAGAAGGAGGGGGCGGCGAAGAAGAUUACCAAGUUAAGAUGCUCUGGAUCAUGAGAUUGUCCGGUUUCUUCUCCGCAGCAAUGGUCAUGAUCGUAUUAUCUCCGUCAAUGCAAUCAUUCCCACCCGCCGAAGCCAUUAGAUCCUCUCAUUUCGAUGGAUACCUCCGGUUCCCCAGCCAGAAUCCGGCUGUCGAUUCCUUGAACGUCUAUUCCUUUAGAAAAGCCUCGACAUUUCGCAAUGCGGAGGAAUGCGGCUCCGCCGACACCAUAAUCUCCGGCCAAACGACUGUUUGUGACCCUUCUCUCGUCCACAUCGCCAUCACGCUCGACGUCGAGUACCUGCGCGGCUCCAUCGCUGCCGUUCACUCCGUCCUGCAACAUUCCUUGUGUCCCGAGAACAUCUUCUUCCAUUUCCUCGUGUCGGAGACGAAUCUAGAAACCCUAGUCCGGUCUGCGUUUCCACAGUUGAAGUUUAAGGUCUAUUACUUCGAUCCAGAAAUUGUGAGGAACCUGAUCUCUACAUCGGUGAGGCAAGCGCUGGAGCAGCCGUUGAAUUACGCGAGGAAUUACCUUGCAGAUAUCCUGGAGCCGUGCGUCCGGCGAGUGAUAUACCUAGAUUCCGAUCUCGUAGUGGUGGAUGAUGUAGCCAAGCUUUGGGCGACGGACCUUGGCUCCAGAACCGUGGGAGCACCGGAAUACUGCCAUGCCAACUUCACGAAGUAUUUCACGGCGAAUUUCUGGUCGGAGAAGCGGUUCUCAAGCUCGUUCGCGGGGAGAAACCCAUGCUACUUCAACACGGGAGUGAUGGUGAUGGAUCUGGUGAGAUGGAGGAGGUAUGGGUACACGAAGAGGAUCGAAGGGUGGAUGGAGAUUCAGAAAAAUGGCCGGAUUUACGAGUUGGGUUCGCUGCCGCCGUUCCUUCUUGUGUUUGCGGGACACGUGUCGCCGAUCGAACACAGGUGGAACCAGCACGGGCUUGGUGGGGAUAACGUCAAGGGUAGUUGUCGCGAUCUCCACCCGGGACCGGUGAGUCUUUUGCACUGGAGCGGGAGCGGCAAGCCCUGGCUCAGGCUCGACUCGAACCAGCCUUGCCCCCUGGACGCUCUUUGGGCCCCAUACGAUCUUUACGGACCCUCGCCGUGAUCUGACGUCGUUCAUCCUUGUUUCUUAAUUU
Messenger RNA from Telopea speciosissima, 1270 nucleotides. Its product is annotated as probable galacturonosyltransferase-like 7. The transcript has 2 exons. Gene Ontology annotation, molecular function: glycosyltransferase activity. The record is from RefSeq and is a predicted model, not a curated record. The coding region runs from base 136 to 1239 and encodes 367 amino acids. Lineage: Eukaryota; Viridiplantae; Streptophyta; Magnoliopsida; Proteales; Proteaceae. Gene Ontology annotation, cellular component: Golgi apparatus.